This is a messenger RNA of Homarus americanus (American lobster), 3000 nucleotides long. RefSeq names its product E3 SUMO-protein ligase PIAS3-like. The record is from RefSeq and is a predicted model, not a curated record. Gene Ontology annotation, biological process: protein sumoylation; regulation of transcription by RNA polymerase II. Gene Ontology annotation, molecular function: transcription coregulator activity; zinc ion binding; SUMO ligase activity. NCBI's taxonomy places the organism in Eukaryota, Metazoa, Arthropoda, Malacostraca, Decapoda, Nephropidae. The transcript is spliced from 11 exons. Bases 138 to 2243 code for a protein of 701 amino acids.
CACCAAUCAACAACGUCCAUAAGAGAAGGAGUCAGAUGGUCUUACCAGUAACAGAGGCAUUAACUCUAACUCCAAUUAUGAAUAUGAUCAUCCUGUGAAUCAAGUAACAAAUAGUGCCUGUUAAGCUGUUAAAGAUUAUGUCACAAUAUUGGCUACCAUCAAGUGGAAGGAAUCCUCGAGUUCCUGGAAAUUUUGCACAGCAGUAUCACACGACAACAAAUAAUCAAGAUGGGUUUAUUCCCCUUGUUUCUUAUACGAAUAUGGAGGUUUACUUUCGUAAUCAGAAUUACCAAAGUAGACCUCCAGCUCAGCAAUAUAAUUUUCGGAUGUCACCAAGACGCAGAGCAGCAGAUAACUUCAGAAGUUUUAAUUAUUCAUCAGUCCAAUGGCCGGGGACAACUAGUUCCCAUUGUCCCUACAGAAGGCGUCCCUUAAGGGAUUAUGAUUCUAGCAGAGCACCGCACUCUCAUAAUCAUGUAGUCAAUGAACCUUUGCAGCCCAAUAAUAGUAUAACAUACAAUGUUAAACUUAAAAGACUUCCAUUCUUUGAAGUCAUAGCUACACUGUUGCAAAUUGAUACAAUAGACAAAAACGGUUGCUUCCAAUCACACUUCAGCUUUCAUCUGAAACCACAUAUAGCUAAACACUUUCAAAAUCAAGAUACUGCAAACAAAUACCAGGUACAGUUAAGAAUAGGCAAGCUUGAUGGCCCCAGUGAACAGGUGGACUACUAUCCAAAUACCCUACAAAUUUUGGUCAACAAUAAAUUUUGUGUUCUUCCAGGGUUUGAGACAGUACCAAGGGGACCAGCAAGACCAGUGGGCAUUACCCAUUUGUGUAAUUUGUCUAACAAUUUUACUAACCAUAUAACUAUAAGGAACACUUCUGAGAAGCUCAAGCUCUUUAUCUAUGUUGUUAAAAAACUUACAUCUGAAGAUUUGGUAAAAAAACUAGAAGCAAGGAAGCCUACAAACCCUAAGGACACAGCCUCUGCAAUUAAAGAGAAGUUGCAAGGGGGCCAGAGUGGAGAUGAGAUUGCCUCUACUACCCUCCAUUGCUCAUUACUCUGUCCAUUGGGUAAGGUUAGAAUGAAACUUCCCUGCCGUGCCUCAACUUGCAGCCAUUUCCAGUGUUUUGAUGCUGUUAUUUAUCUUCAGUUGAAUGAACUCAAGGCAAAAUGGUUGUGUCCUGUAUGUUCUAAAGCAGCCAGUUACGAUGACCUGCAGAUAGAUGGGAGCAAAACCCCAGUGGAAAUUGCGGCUUCACUAUAUUUAAAAGAAGAUAUUGGUACAGUUACAUUAAGUAAUUCAAGAUACUUUAAAGCUGUCUUAAAGGAGAAUGUUAGCAGUGAUAAAAUAGUACUGCAAGCUGAUGGCAGUUGGAAGCCUUUUAUACCAACUAAUAGCAAGCAGCAGCAUUCAAGGAAAAAUGAUAAUUGUGUCUCAGUAGUGGAAAGUGUACAAGUUAACCAGACGGUCAACCUUGACAGUGAUGGUGAUACUUCCAAUAUUGAUUGUAUAGAAAUUGAUACACAAGAUAAUGUUUGUCAACAAAAAGAAUUAAACACGAGUACUGUUGAAAAGGAUAUAUCUUCAGUUGAAACAAUCACACUGAGUGAUGAUGAAGCUCUCGACAGUACUCCCCAGGCCAGCAACAAUCUAACAUGUAGUACACCCCAAAAAUGUACAAUACAAACCAGAAGUUCCAGCUCUACCCCUUCCCUAGAGUACAGUACCAUUGAAGCUUCUCAGCCCAUGAACUUUUCAACCCAUGUGUUUCCCUUAUUCAAAACCUCAAAUAUUACAAGGGGAUCAAAACAAGGAAAACGAUGUAAAAGAAAAUGUAAAGGGAAUAAGGUUAACAAAACAAAUUCCAGCAGAAAUAGCAGCAUGGACAAUUGUGAAAAUAGCAGCAUGAACAAUAGUGGAAAUAGUAGCAGAGUCAGUAAUAUGAAAAUAAGUGAAAACAAUCCUACAAACAACAGUAAUGAAUUUACAGAAGAGGACUUGAGCGAUUGCCCAUCAGAAGACAAUGAUGCUGAUGUUUCCUUUAUUCCAUAUAAAGAUUUUGACCACUGUGGGACACCUCGUACACGUGGCACUACGCGGCAGAAUAUUUUGACGAAGACACGAAAAAAGAAGCGCAUGUCAAACAAAAGGAAGAAAAAAUUAAAAAGAAACUUGCUGAAGAUGGCAGGUAGAAAAGUAUCAAGAAGGAUAUUCUGUAAGAAACUUCAUAAGUAAAAUUUGAGUUGAAUUUGGCAUUUGCCUUAAGCACAUUUUUUUUUUUUUUUUUAAUCAUCCAUACCCAUCAUAUUAUAUGUGAGAAAUCUAAUUUUUGAACACAGCAUUUGGCCCACCAUAUGUCUUCUUCAUGUAUACAGUUGACAGCUGGGUUCAUGUGUAGCAGUGUUUAAUAUAUAAUUUUGUGGGCUUUUACCAUUUAAAUUUUUAAAUGAAAUACCUCUAAAGGACAUCGCUCAAUUUUUUUUUUUUUUUAGGCAUUUACAAAAUAUUACUUUAGUUAUGCGAUAUUUACUUAUUUUUGUGUACCGGAAGAUAAAGAUGUUAAGCCAAUGUUUUUGAUCUUCAAAAAAUUAAUGGAUAUUGAAUAGUACUGAUCACACGGACUAGUGGAGCUCCAGCUUAUACACUCCGCUCCAUAAUUAUACAAAUCAUCAUGUGCCCAAUUAUCUCUUGAAGAACGUUUUUUGUUGUUUAUGUUCAUAUGGAACAGCAGUUUUCAUUAAGUUUUAUAAAUGCAGUGUAUAUAUUUGACUGAAGUGUUUAAAAUAAUGAUAAUUUACUUGUCAGAUUUUCAUAAUUUAGUUAAAGGCAAAGGUAUACUUUAUUUCAAACACACAAUGGUGUUUGCCAAUAUUCAUAGACCAGUCAUAUCCAUACAUAUGUUUAUUUGUAUCUGAUAUCUUUAACAAAAGAUUUAAUAAAAAUAAAGUGUUAAUUUCUGUUUAUUUUUUAAUUGAAUAAAUAAUGAAAGCAU